AUGCGCCGCGCGCCGCGCGCCUUCAUCGCUCACACUCGGAGGCCAGGGGCGGCCGGGCCGCUCGUCCGUCGUCCGAGCGCGGCGCGCCGGGGCACGGAGGGUGCAGUGAGAGGCCGCAGUAGCUGCAGGGCCGCGCGGACGCUCGUGGACGGCCCGCCGGAUUCCUGGGACCUGGAGGCAGAGUUCGGGGAGCAGAGCCGCGCCAUCAUCCGGGAGUCGUACCCGGAGCUGUGGGACCUGGCCGAGGCUGGCGUGCUCUGGGCAGUGCCGCGCCCGUCGCUGUACAACGAGCGCCGCACGGAUGGAUACCAGGAGCCCGAGAUGGUGCUGGUGCUCGGCACUGCGCACGUGUCGCAGCGGAGCGAGGCCGACGCAGCAAGAGUGGUGCGCACAGCCAGACCCGACAGCGUGGUCGUCGAGCUGUGCAAGUCGCGGUCGUCCCUGCUGCUUCCAGUCGAGGGCGAGGAGGAAGCACAGGGGUCGCCGUCGGACACAGCACGGCGACGACAGACCCGGUCCCCGCUGGCACUGUCUGGUGGAGGUCUCGUCCCGGCCCUUUCUCGCGCCGUCCGGCUCGGAGGGCAGCAGGGGCUCCUCAUGCGCGUGCUCCUCGCAGCAGUGUACUCCUCGGUCGCAUCUGCCACCCGCGUGAACGACGCGGGGCCCGCGACGCCUGGGGCUGAGUUUGCCGCCGCUGCAAAGGCUGCGGGGGAGGUGGAUGCCCAGGUCGUGCUCGGGGACCGCCCGAUCGAGAUCACUCUGCAGCGGGCGUGGGCGGCGCUGAGCCUCAAAGGCCAGCUCGCGCUCGCGAGGGAGGCCGCAGCGGCAGUGGCAGGCGGGCGCGACCGGGUCCAGGCCGCGAUAGCGAGCGGGAUGCAGAGGAGCCCCGCGGUGGCCAGCGCAGCAGCGGGGGCGGGGAGCGGCACGAGCCCCUGGGACGCGCCGGUCCCCGCCGCCUCGGACGUCGACAGUAUGCUUCGGCAGGCGGCCGCUGCGUCGCCGGACCUGGCGCCGGUCCUGGGCCCGCUUCUGCACGAGCGCGACCUGUACAUCGCGUGGAGCCUGAAGCGCAGCAAGGCGGUGAACGGCAACCGGUGCGUCGUUGGGGUCGUUGGCGCGGGACACCUCCGGGGGGUGUUGUACGCGCUCAAGUACGACUCGGGGGGGCGACAGCUGCUCUUCCGCGACCUCGUGGGCGGGAAGAACCGCAGGGGGGCGGCGCGGAGGGAGCUGGCGAGGACCGUCGCGCGGGAGGCCCUGAUAGCCCUCGUGCUCACCGCGGCCUGGGUGGCGCUCGGGCUGCCCGGGUCCGAGGGCGUGUCGCUGCCGUGGUGA
Messenger RNA from Pedinophyceae sp. YPF-701, 1335 nucleotides. NCBI's taxonomy places the organism in Eukaryota, Viridiplantae, Chlorophyta, Pedinophyceae. The record is from the annotation of a GenBank genome assembly.